AUGGCUGAUGCUUCGGUUAAAAGGACGGCGGAGAGAAUGGGCAAUGUCCUGAAACAUGGCGCCCGUGGCGGGAUUCAUGUCACGAAGGCUCCCGCUGGGUCAUCCCAUGCCUCGAAAGAUGUGCAACAGGGAGGCAUCCAGGAGCUGUGGAAGCUCAUCUUUGUCCAACUGGCGGGCUCCCUGGAGCCUACAAAUGGCGUCCGCGGUCCAGGCGUGGUAACGGCCGACAUCCUCCGAGCCGGGAUGACUUGCCGGGCCAUGUUACAGGCCGCAUCCGCGGGGCUCUGGGCGCUAUCUGCUACGGUGCCCAUCGUGAGCCGCAACGACGUUCCACUGCUGCUGCCGGCUCUGGUGAUGCCGCCUAGCUCAGGCGCUGCUGGACCAGCUCGGAUUGACCGAUCAGUACACGGGCUCAGGGAGGUCGGAGGAGAGCCUGAGUGGGCUCUGCUCGACGAAGUGCUGACCCAGCGGCCAGUGCUUUGCACGGAGGCGCAGCUUCGGUCUGCCCUGCAGCAGCUAAAUCAGCCUGUGGAAGGGAGCAGAGGGGAGCUGGUGGCGCGCGUCGAGGAGUUGCUCGGGUUGCCGACGGUGGCGGCGGCGGAGGUGACGGCGGGGCAAAGGAGGGAAGCGGUGACGGCGGCGGCAGGGCAAAGGAGGGAAGCGGUGACGGCGGCGGCGGCGGCGACGGCGGGGCAAAGGAGGGAAGCGGUGACGGCGGCGGCGGCGAUGACGGCGGGGCAAAGGAGGGAAGCGGUGACGGUGGCGGCGGCGGUGACGGCGGGGCAAAGGAGGGAAGCGGUGACGGUGGCGGCGGCGGUGACGGCGGGGCAAAGGAGGGAAGCGGUGACGGUGGCGGCGGCGGUGACGGUGGGGCAAAGGAGGGAAGCGGUGACGGUGGCGGCGGCGGCGGCGGCUGCGACAGCUCCGCUGGCGCUGUCUAGACCCCCGCUGCCGGCACGUCUGCGUGUAGCGGUUCUGCAGGAGCGGUUGGCACAAUGCGGGUCAGCAGUGGCGCCGCCACUGAAUGUACGGCUGGCGGCGGCGCUGCGUGACAUGCUGGAGGCCGGCAACGGCCUUGUUGGCGCGGCGCUAGGACAGCCCUGCCUGGCGGCGAUGCGGCGGGACCUGUGCGCACUGUACGGCAGUACGGAGGGAAUUCUGGCAGCGCACCGGGCUUGCUUGCCAGGCCUUAUACAGCUUCGCGCGCGGCGCGGAGCAGAGGUGCUGGGAAGGGCGUUGGAGGCCAAGGAGGCCGCCGAGGAGGACAAGACAUUGAAGGGCGCCGUUAAUGACCAUUGCAAGCAGAAAGGGGUUCGUUGUGAAGUUCCCGUAAAAUCGACGCUGGAGGAGCGCGUUGCAGCUUUGCAACGCUGUGGCUUUGCUACGUGUGUUUGCGGCAAGCUGGCGGCUCGGAUGUGCUCGAUGCUGCUGUGCAACGAGUGCUGCCGGGCGUACGACAGCCGUCAGCUGUCAUCGGCAGCGACCGCGGGAGCUAAGUCAAAUGCGGCCUUGGCACCGGAAUCUCCGGAGCCCAGGACUGGUAGGCAGAAGGGUGGGUUGGCAUGGAAAAGGGACCCGGAGCAGUACGGUCAUGUACGUGGAGAACCUUGGGACAUUCGUUCGCAGGAGGUGUACGCAGGACGAGUCGUACGGCGGCGGUGUACGGCAGAGAGGUCGCAGCUCACUUCUUGGGACGAAGCGGGCGGCGGCGGGGCUGAUGGGGGCGACUGCACCCACGCGGGAAAGAAGGACGACGACGACGACAUCGUCAUCAGCGGCGGCGGCGGCGGCGACGCCAUCGCUACUGGCGGCAGCGGCGGCGGGCAGCGUGGCCGCCGGCUGACUCAGUCAUCCGCUGCACAACAAGGCUCCUCCGUAGACAACGCCAGCAUCACGUUCAACCCCCGACUGGCGUGCGAGGGCUGCCCCGCGGGCGACCCACGGGUCAUGGUACGACAGCCAAACACACCGCCCUUCGCAGCAGUGGGGCUGCUGGCGCAGGAACAGCGCCGCUUCCUCAGCGGCUCCGUAUCUCAGUGUACGGCAACCCUGAUCGGCCCGAGCCAUCUGCUCACUGCCGCCCACUGUGUCGUGGCCCCAGACCGGUGGACCUUCAUUGAGCAGGUCCGGUGGUUCCCCCGGCUGGACACGGGCACCACAGCGGAGGUCCGCAGUCUACCUGUACGAACAAUCCGGGUUCUGGAGCGCGCCAGGGAGGGGCAUCGAGGUGCUGGACCUGCAGACGGCUGGGUACCCCGCACACUGGGACUCUACCGGUUCAUCAUGUACCGGCCACUGCUGCUGCUGUCCAGCCACUUCCUCAGUGAUAAGCCCCGGGGCACCAUGUGGACGGUUCGCUGCCCCCGAGUGAGAUUCGACUUCGAGGGCACCGAGCUGGCGGGGUGUGGGGGGAUGUGCAGCAACAUGGAUGGAACGACGUACAAUGUGGGUACGGAACUCAACGAUUUUGUGUACGGCACCCUUGCGACAUGGUACAAUGAAGACGUACAAUCACCUCGCGCGCAGCUGGAGGUGCCUCCGAGUUACACGAAUGGCUACGCAGCCGCCACUGCAACUACAGAAAAUGGUGGUGGCGAUAGGGGUGCGGGGGGUAGUACUGGCAGCGGACUUCGGUCGUGGAUUGACGACCACGUGUUUGUGCCUGUGCUGGUGGGGGGCCGGUCAGUGCUCGUCCUUUCUCGGGACGAGCCGCCCACAGUGUAA
Molecule: messenger RNA, 2724 nt
Organism: Volvox carteri f. nagariensis
Lineage: Eukaryota; Viridiplantae; Chlorophyta; Chlorophyceae; Chlamydomonadales; Volvocaceae
Exons: 16
Coding region: 1-2724 (907 amino acids)
Source: RefSeq, a predicted model, not a curated record